GGACUGCAGCCAUGCGUUCGAGGCCAUCGAGAUGGCCUGGCCUUACUUCCUGGAUUGCGACCGCUUCUUUGCCAGUGAAGAAGAAGGAUGCUUUGACCCUCUAGCCGGGCUGAGAGCCAAGCAGGAGGUAGCGCUGUCCAGUCUGUCUCCUGAGGAACCCAGCACCAUCAUCCAGUUCACCUACACCUCCAACGUCCAGAUGAACAGUUUACUGAAGAGGACUGCAGCCAAGUGCUCCCACAUCUCUCACGUGUACAGCAUCGGACGCAGCACCGAGGGCAGAGAUCUACUGGUGAUCGAGUUCACCAACAACCCCGGACAGCAUGAGCUACUCGAGCCAGAGAUCAAGUUGGUGGGCAACAUGCACGGGAACGAGGUGCUGGGCCGUCAGCUGCUCAUCUAUCUGGCCCAGUACCUGUGUUCCGAGUAUAAUCUGGGGAACGAGAGAAUUCAGACCAUCAUAAACACCACUCGCAUCCACAUCCUGGCUUCCAUGAACCCCGACGGCUACGAGCUGGCCGCCUCAGAGGUAGAGGAUAACAAUGACCCGGAGUUCUCCAACCAGGAAGGUCACUUGUUAAAUGGUUGGACAAAUGGUCGGACCAACGCCCAGAAUAUCGACCUGAACCGCAACUUUCCGGACCUUACGUCCAUUCUCUACCGGAGCAGACGCAGCAGGCACUUCCGUACUGACCACAUCCCCAUCCCAGAUGCUUACUGGUUUGGAAAGGUGGCGCCAGAGACCUAUGCAGUGAUGAAGUGGAUCAGGUCACUGCCAUUUGUUCAGUCUGCCAGCCUCCAUGGAGGAGAGCUGGUGAUCUCCUACCCCUUCGACUUCUCCAAACAUCCCAACGAGGAGAGGAUGUUUUCACCCACUCCCGAUGAACAGGCGUUCAAGCAGCUGGCUCGUACCUAUGCUGAUGCUCACGCCACCAUGUCGAACAAUGACACAGAGAGGUGCGGCGCCUCCUUCUAUCGGUCGAGGGGCAUCAUCAACGGAGCGGAGUGGUACAGCUUUGCUGGUGGUAUGUCCGACUUCAAUUACCUGCACACAAACUGUCUGGAGAUCACAGUGGAGCUCGGCUGUGACAAAUUCCCCUCAGAGGCCGAGCUUUACCCAGAAUGGAAGAGAAAUAAAGAAGCCCUGCUCAGUUUCCUUGAGUCUGUGCAUCGAGGAAUUAAGGGUGUUGUUAAGGACUCCGAUGGAAAUGGGAUAAAGGGAGCAACCGUCGCUGUGCGAGGGAUUAGAAAAGAUGUCACUACAGCUGAAAAUGGGGAUUACUGGAGGCUGUUGAAUCCUGGCACUCACAUUCUGACAGCUACAGCUAAGGGUUACUCAAGGGUCAGUAAACGAGUGUUUCUGCCCCACAACCUGAACAAAGCUGGACGGGUCGACUUUGUCCUGGAAAAGCUUCCCGUCGAGCCGGACAUUGACGACCACCUCUUCCCCAUGGUGGACACCUGGGAUCGCUUCGACCCCUACAACCAGUUUGAACGCUACAGGGAUGCAGACGUUGCUGAGGGCGGAGUGGAGCGGGAAGAGAAGCCAUGGUGGUGGAGCUACUUCUCCCAGUCCGGGAUCUCGCCUCCUAACUGGCUGCUGCGAAAUGUAUAAACACAAUUUAGACAGAAAAUUAAAACACACAAGGAGACUUUAGUGAUGAAUGGAUCCACAUCCAGGUCCACCUUUGCUUUUUGGAGGUGUUCGUGUAGCAGCAGCCGUGAGACUGAAACCUCAGAUCCCAAACAAAUUAUCAGCGCUUCCUGGAAAGAUGGGAACAGGAUCCUCAAACUUUCACUCAGAUUAUUUGCAGCUUCUUCCAACUUGUUUUAGGAACUACUGAAUCAGUGAGAUAUACAGUACGAGCAUCAUUUCUCAUUUUGGAAAACUGAUCAAACCAAUUAAACAAAUUGUAAUUUUAAAAACAUGGC
This is a messenger RNA of Nematolebias whitei (Rio pearlfish), 1932 nucleotides long. RefSeq names its product carboxypeptidase Z (gene cpz). Gene Ontology annotation, molecular function: zinc ion binding; metallocarboxypeptidase activity. The record is from RefSeq and is a predicted model, not a curated record. Lineage: Eukaryota; Metazoa; Chordata; Actinopteri; Cyprinodontiformes; Rivulidae. Gene Ontology annotation, biological process: proteolysis. The transcript has 10 exons. Bases 32 to 1615 code for a protein of 527 amino acids.